ACCCCCCCCCCCCCCUCGGAAGAACCUUUGAAGUCUUUUUUUCUUUUCAUUAUUAAGACCCUUUCCUUCCUGGAUCCCGCAAAAUGUUCAAUACCCAUUAUGACAGAGACCACCAUGACCAUGAUGGGAAUGACUUGCCAAUCUGCGGCGAGUCUUCCGGAGAGAUUGGAGCUCACAGGGAGGAGUCUACUUCAGAUUGCAUGUCAGAGGUGGACUUGGAGGGUGGAGCUCUUGAGAGGGAAGUGCAUUCAGGUAACAAGGGAGAGAGAAGAGAUUGUAGGAUUUGUCAUUUGGGUUUAAAGAGUCGUGGUGGGUUAGCAGCUAUUGAAUUGGGUUGCUCCUGUAAGGGUGAUCUGGGAGCUGCCCACAAGAAAUGUGCGGAAACAUGGUUCAAGAUCAAAGGGAACAUGGUUUGCGAGAUAUGUGGUGCCACUGCUGUUAAUGUUGCUGGUGAUCAAGUGAAUGAACCAAAUACUGCCAUGUCCGUGGCCCCAUCAGCAGCUGUAGCUCCUGUAAUCGCUUCGGAAAAUCAAACUUUCUGGCAUGGCCGCCGCAUAAUGAACUUCCUGCUUGCCUGCAUGGUCUUCUUAUUCUUCAUCUCUUGGCUUUUUCACUUUAAAGUCAUAAGAUGAACUCCUGAGAAAAGAUUUGAUAACAUCUCUGCAUCGCGCAUUGGCGUAAUACCCCUCUGCGGCUCAGCCUACACAGUUGGUCCCCUGUUUCUCUUGAAGUCUUCAGACAACAUGGUAAAAGCUUCUGUGUACAAUGUAGUACAUUUCAUGUACAUGUAUAUAUUCUAGUUGCCUUUCAUGGUAAUCCUGCCUUCUUGUCUUUAUAUUU
Messenger RNA from Tripterygium wilfordii, 840 nucleotides. RefSeq lists its product as uncharacterized. The coding region runs from base 84 to 632 and encodes 182 amino acids. The transcript is spliced from 2 exons. The record is from RefSeq and is a predicted model, not a curated record. Lineage: Eukaryota; Viridiplantae; Streptophyta; Magnoliopsida; Celastrales; Celastraceae. Gene Ontology annotation, molecular function: zinc ion binding.